Messenger RNA from Populus euphratica (Euphrates poplar), 659 nucleotides. RefSeq names its product glycine-rich cell wall structural protein 1-like. NCBI's taxonomy places the organism in Eukaryota, Viridiplantae, Streptophyta, Magnoliopsida, Malpighiales, Salicaceae. Bases 214 to 513 code for a protein of 99 amino acids. The record is from RefSeq and is a predicted model, not a curated record. The transcript has 2 exons.
CACUCUAGCUAGCUGCUUUGCUUUUCCUUUGGGCUUCGAAAGUAUUUGACUUGCAAUCAUGAUGGUGCAUUAAACUAUUGUUGGUUUGCCAAAUUGGCCACCGGAUAAACCCUAUAUAAAGGAGUUUCUCCUUGCAAGCAAAGCAAGCAAACAUUGCAGAGAAGCUUGUUGCUAGCUAGCAAUUUAUCUUGGCAUAAACAGAAAGUUGCAUUAAUGGCGGCUGUGUCUUCAAAAUGGGUUUAUUUGCUUCUACUUUUCUUGUGCAUUGUUCUUCAUUCGAGUGCUAUCACUCUUGGAGGCGGUGCUGGUGGAGGAGGAGGAGGUGAUGGUGGUUCAGGUCCUGGCGGGGGCUUCGGAGCAGGAGGUGGUGCAGGUGGUGGUCUUGGAGGCGGUGCUGGUGGAGGAUUUGGAGUUGGAAUUGGCGUUGGUAUAGGAGUUGGAGUUGGAGUUGGUGCAGGUGCCGGCCAGGGAUCUGGUAUUGGUUCUGGCAAUGGUAAUAGUGGCAGGCAUUAAACAUACUUUACCUUGAAAACAAUCUUAUUAAUUAAAGGAAAACAGAAGAUUUCUAGCUUGAAGCCUAAUUAAUCACCUUCUGUGAUGUCAGUUUUCCCACCUUCUCCUGUAACUUCGGUUCUUAUAAAACACUAUUUGUCACUGUA